Messenger RNA from Cervus elaphus (red deer), 2968 nucleotides. It is a transcript of the gene NVL, whose product is annotated as nuclear VCP like. The record is from RefSeq and is a predicted model, not a curated record. Bases 116 to 2698 code for a protein of 860 amino acids. Lineage: Eukaryota; Metazoa; Chordata; Mammalia; Artiodactyla; Cervidae. The transcript is spliced from 23 exons. Gene Ontology annotation, molecular function: preribosome binding; ATP hydrolysis activity; RNA binding. Gene Ontology annotation, cellular component: nucleus. Gene Ontology annotation, biological process: ribosome biogenesis.
CUAGGGUGGUUGGGGAGCAUUUCCGUGGGCAGCUGGCCGGGCAAUCGCCGUGGGCAGCCUAGGGGAGGCCCCCGCUUCACGUGAAGCCCGUGCAGCAACAGCCGAGGCAGCUGCGAUGAAGCCCAGGCCCGCGAGGUUCGUGGAUAAUAAACUGAAGCAGCGCGUCAUCCAGUACCUCACCAGUAACAGAUGCGGCAAAUAUGUGGACACUGGUGUCUUAGCAUCUGAUUUACAAAGAAUGUACAGUAUAGACUAUGGUCGAAGGAAAAGAAAUGCCUUUAGGAUUCAGGUGGAAAAAGUUUUUAGCAUAAUUAGCAGUGAGAAAGAACAUAAGGAUCUAGCAGACUUAGAAGAUGAACAUCUGGCCAAAAGAGCAAGACACGGUGAAGAGGAUAAUGAGUAUGCUGAAAGCUAUUCUGAUGAUUCAAGUAUGGAAGAUUACCCAGACCCACAGUCAGCAAAUCAUAUGAACAGUUCCCUGCUCUCCUUGUAUCGGAAAGGAAAUCCCGAUUCUGUUUCAAGUACUCCUGAGAUGGAACAAAAAGAAACCAUUACUUCAUCACCACGGAUAACUUCCAGAACAGGCUCCGUUCCUUCAAAGACCCCUGCCGGAGGUUCUGAAGGAGGAUGGUUUAUUGACAAAACCCCAGGUGGAAAGAAGGACAGUUUUUUCGCGGAUCUAUCAGAUGAGAAGUGUAAUGAUAAGAAGCUGAUCUCUGAGAUAGAGAAUUCAAAAGAUUCUUCACUUCUGGAGAGUAACAAAAAAAGGAAAGGCAAGCUAAACAGCAAAGGAGGCAAAAAGAAGAAAGAAGAUCUCCAGGAAGUAGAUGGGGAAAUAGAAGCUAUCCUGCAGAAGAAAGCUAAAGCCAAGGGGCUAGAAUUACAGAUCUCCAGUGUGAAGUUCGAAGACGUUGGCGGCAAUGAUACAACAUUAAAAGAGGUCUGCAAGAUGCUUAUACACAUGCGUCACCCAGAGGUGUACCACCACCUGGGUGUCAUACCCCCACGUGGAGUUCUCCUUCAUGGACCACCAGGCUGUGGGAAGACGUUACUUGCACAUGCGAUUGCUGGGGAACUUGAUCUUCCAAUUCUGAAAGUAGCUGCUACGGAGAUUGUAUCCGGAGUGUCUGGAGAAUCCGAACAGAAGCUAAGAGAACUAUUUGAACAAGCUGUGUCAAAUGCACCAUGUAUCCUCUUUAUUGAUGAAAUUGAUGCUAUUACCCCCAAAAGAGAAAUUGCUUCAAAAGAUAUGGAGCGAAGAAUUGUAGCCCAGCUCCUAACCUGCAUGGACGAGCUGAAUAACGUGGCCGCUACAGCUCGGGUCCUAGUCAUUGGAGCUACCAACCGACCAGACUCCUUAGACCCUGCUUUGAGACGUGCAGGAAGGUUCGACCGAGAAAUAUGCCUAGGUAUCCCGGAUGAAGCAUCCAGAGAAAGAAUACUUCAAACUUUGUGCAGGAAACUGAGACUUCCCGAAACCUUUCAUUUUCGUCACUUAGCACACCUCACGCCGGGCUUCGUUGGCGCUGACCUGAUGGCGCUCUGCCGAGAGGCGGCCGUGUGUGCAGUCAACAGGGUCUUGAUGGAGCUGCGGGAGCGGCACGGGAGACAUCCUGAGACUGCAGCUUCACCCUCUGACGGAGACCAGGAGGAAAGGACUGGAACUGAACCCACUUCUGAAACCCAGCUGCUUUCUAUACAGGAAGAAUUGCAAAGGCUGCUGGGGUUGCUAAGGGACCAGGCUCCCCUCUCAGAGGAACAGCUUAAAGGACUGUGCAUUGAGUUGAAUGAUUUCAUGGUUGCUCUGUCCUCUGUCCAACCCUCUGCCAAAAGGGAGGGCUUUGCCACUGUCCCUAAUGUGACAUGGGCAGAUAUUGGUGCCCUGGAAGACAUUAGAGAAGAGCUCACCAUGGCGAUAUUGGCACCAGUACGUAACCCAGAUCAGUUCAAAGCUCUUGGCUUGGUGACUCCAGCUGGGGUCCUCCUGGCUGGUCCUCCUGGCUGUGGGAAAACUCUGCUCGCAAAGGCUGUUGCAAAUGAGUCUGGGUUAAAUUUUAUAUCUGUGAAGGGCCCUGAAUUACUAAACAUGUAUGUUGGUGAGAGUGAACGUGCUGUGCGACAGGUUUUUCAGCGAGCCAAGAACUCAGCACCCUGUGUGAUAUUCUUUGAUGAAGUGGAUGCGUUAUGCCCUCGAAGAUCAGCCCGAGAGACAGGGGCAAGUGUCCGAGUGGUGAAUCAGCUGCUUACAGAGAUGGAUGGUCUGGAAACACGUCAGCAAGUUUUUAUUAUGGCAGCCACUAACAGACCAGAUAUCAUUGAUCCUGCAAUCCUGCGCCCAGGCCGCCUGGACAAAACACUCUUCGUGGGUUUACCACCCCCAGCAGAUCGUCUCGCCAUCCUAAAAACUAUCACAAAAAAUGGUACAAAACCCCCACUGGAUGCAGAUGUAAACUUGGAAGCAAUUGCUGGUGACCUUCGCUGUGAUUGUUAUACAGGUGCAGAUCUCUCUGCUUUGGUACGGGAGGCUUCUAUCUGUGCCCUGAAGCAGGAAAUGGCAAGACAGAAGAGUGGAAGUGAAAAAGGUGAACUGAAGGUUAGUCAGAAGCACUUUGAAGAAGCUUUCAAGAAAGUAAAAUCAUCUGUAUCAAAAGAGGAUCGAGCAAUGUAUAAGGAUCUGCAGUGGUCCCUCAGCCGGUGACUUCUCCAGCAGCGAGCCUUCCAGGAGUCCAGUGCCUCAAGAUGCCAGAGAUGCCCACGUGCUCUGAGCGCCCACUUUCAGCUUGAUACAUGUGCUCUCACAUAAGCGUUUUAUCCUCAAAUUAAUGAGGCCAAGUCAAAGCUGAAGAUUCUUCCCAUCCGGACAACCUCAUAUGGAAACACCCUACCUCCUGUUUAAGGGGAAAAAAAUUAAUUGUCAAAAUAAAAUAACAGAUAACCUUUUUAAAAUAAAAUGUUUAUUUUGAAACAA